AUGGCGGAAAGAUGGAGCCUGCAACUCACUUUCGCCUUAAUUGCUUUAAUAGCUGCUAUCUUCUACAGUGGUAAGGCACAGUUCGUUUUUAACAAGAUAAAUCAGAUUAUUCAUGGAAAGAGAGGCUGCUCUCCAAUUGCAAGUAUAGGCCAGGUGACGCUGCAUUAUUUUGGAACCAGAGGACGCGCCGAGGGUAUACGACUGAUAAUGGAAGGUUCUGAAAUACAAUACUCAGAGACUAAUUUUUCUAAGGCGGAUUGGCCGAUAAUUAAAGCAAAAGGAAUAGAAACAGGCCUGUUUACUUUUGGUCAAGGUAAGAGAGAAGAGAUGCUUGAAAUAUUAGCGCAAUAUCUCUAUUUGGUGACCAUCUUCAAAUGUUAGAAACACCUUUCAUUUACAUGAUGUUUUGAGACUUUUAAUCACGCAAGUUGUAAAGGUUUGAAAGCCGAAAUAAUCAAUUAUAAUAAAACAAAACGAAGUGCUUAAUCUGGAAAUAUUACAACAUUUUUCAGAAUAACUUUUCUAGAUUCAUUUUUUCAUCUACUUUUUCCCUCAUUUACUCAGUAGAUUUUUUGUGCAGGAUUUUAGCCAAUCAAAUUUCGCCGAGGCGUCAAACAGGUGUUUACUCACCAUGAAAUAUUCAUGACUCAAAGUUAAAAUAUUAGAAGUUGCUUGUUUGAAACUUGCUGGUAGUUUCUUUGGAAAUCCUUCCUUUUUUUCUCUUAAUGCAAAAAAACAGAGAUCUUGGAAAUAACAAUUUUGUCAAAGUUGUAAAAGAAGUUGAGACUUUCAUGAAAUGGUUACCUAUUUCAUUAAUUCCAUUUUUGUAUUUUCAGAUACCCAAUUUACAUCAUAGAAAAUGAAUAUUAUCCUACUAGAUUUUCAUGAGAUGACUAUAUGCAAAAUAUGCAAAUAUGUCAGAAGUAAAGUGAAAUAUUAACAGUUUAUUUUUCUCUAGUUCCAGCUAUUACUACUACUACAGGAUUACAACUUGUUCAGAGUAAAGGUGUGUGUUUGCAACCUGUUGUUUCUUUAUGGUGGGAAAUUUUUAGUCCAUUUAGUUUCCUGUAAUAGUUUAACCCUUUACACCCUAACAUCAUUAUAUAUGCAUAUUCUCUAUACUGUUCUCUAUACAUUUCCUAAGGUGCUGACAAGGAGAAUUUGUUCAACAAUCAAGAGAUUCUUGAGUUGGCAAUCAUUUCUUAUAUUCUCAUGACAACUUUCUCAUAUUUGACAGCUAAACCGUACACUACUCUCAAAGGAAGAGUUUGUUAAUUGAUAUACAUUAAGCAGGUAAUUUAGUGUUAACAACUGGGUUGAAAACGUAAAUUAGCCACUGUAAAGGGUAAAAAAGCUGACGUUUCGAGUGUUAGCACUUUGAGUUGAUAGUGAGUCAGUUAAACAAUCCCAAAAUCUGAUUGUUAAUUCUCCCCUCUAACUGCCAUUUAUUUCCUGGUAAAAUAAGUUUCUUGUUAAUCACUAUUGGGAUUUAAGGGUUAAAUAAGACCAACUAUCAUGGAAAGCUUGGUAAAUUGCUAGUAAUGUUCUUUGUAUUUGUUUCAUAUAUUUCAGUAAUUAUGCAUCAUAUUGGCCGGUCAGUGGGUCUUGAUUGUGACUGUUCAGACAUUCAUAUUUGUGAAACCCUGGUGUUUGGUGCAGGUAAUUUGCAUAUAAUGUCCUAAUUCCCUUGAGGUGAUAAACUCUGGGAUUUUUUAUGUAGAAAAGUAUUGAUUUGGAAUUAGGAAAUCUAAAGAAUGAGAGGAAAUCAAGAAAAAAAAAUUUUGUGCCACCAUCUCAGUUAUACUGAUGAACUUAUGGAAGCAUUUGUGAACUGAGGAAGGCAUGUUUCCAGAUUUUCACAUUUCCACAUUUCCAGACUAACAAGUUAAGAUAAAUGUGAGUUGGGUAAAGAUUCAUCUGUAUAUUUCCAAAUUUCCAGAGUAUUAAGUUAAGAUACAUUUGAGUAUUUAGCUGAUCAUACUUCACACAUUCUCACAUUUAAGGUUACUCUAAGGUAAUUCAUGUUAUGUGCAGCACAUUUCAUUGUGAUGACCUAAUCUGAGCUCUUCUGCCCCAAGUAAAAGCUGAACAAUUAAUGAAGCAUGGGCCAAGAUACCUUAAACUGCAGAGAGAUUUAAAAAUAUUGCUAUUAUUAUCAUUUUCAAAUUAUCAUUUGAAAGUUUAAAAGGGUGAAGAUAGUAUUAAUCUUUAAGAUGAUAACUUUAAUGUUUUGAACUCUCUUUGCUAGACAGUAGAGAGAUGCUAGAGAAAGUUUGCACUUUUUUAAUUAACUCUUUAACUCCCAAGAUCUCAUUGGUAAUUCUCCUAACUGUCUGUCAUACAGUUCUUGUAAUGUUAGUUUGAAGAAUUUGGUGUUGGAUCAAGUUAUGAUCCCUUAACUGACAUUUUCUUUAUUCUCAUCAAUUUUCUGCUUGAUAUUGUAUUGAUAUUGUAAGGAGAAUUUCUGUCUUGGUCACUCAUGGGAGUUAAAGGGUUAAUGUUAUUUCUCAGGGUUGUAUUUUUUUAGUGUUUACUCUCAUUACUUUAUUUGCUUUCACCCUUUACACCCAAAUCAGUAUGCACAUUCUCCAUACUGUUCUUUAUACAUUUCUUAAGUUGCUUACAAGGAGAAUUUCUUUACUGAUCAAAAGCUUCUUUCUUUGGUGAUCAUUUCCUUUAUUCUCAUUUCCUUAAUGUGUGAUUCAGGGAUGAUAUUAUAGGGAGAAAUUAAGUGCUAGUGACUCUUAGGGGUUAAAAUGUUAAUACCAAUCUCUACUGUAAUGUAAAUUAUUAUUAUCAUCACCAUUGACUCCAUUAUCAGAAUAUAUUACAUUACUAAUUUGAUUUCUUGUGUUUCAGAGGAUUUGAGAGCAAAGCUUGGCCCGGUCCUCUAUAAUCCAGAAUUCUCUGCCAAGGUACGGGAUGAUCACAUCCAAUCAGUUGUGUACACUUGGUUGUCAUAUUUUGAAAAGCUUGCCCCUGUUGAAGACAACAGCACUGAUGCUGAUGGAUUGUUCUUUGCGAGCAAUCGAGUGACGUGGGUGGACUAUGUCAUGUUUGAUCUCCUAGAUACUUAUGUUGAGUUUGGAAGACUUAACUUUGGAGAUGAUGAAGCACCUACAAUAGAUGUUUUGGAAAAUUUUCCAAAGCUUAAGGCAUUUUAUGAGUAUUUUGCUGGCAGACCUAAUAUUGCAAAGUAUCUUAAAGCUGAGAGAAGAGUUCCAUUUAGGCUGUGAUUUAAAAGAAAUCUCUGAGUCACCUUAGAAUCAUUGUAAGAAGGAUUUUGAGAUAAUCCACAAUUUUUAGAUGGUUGCUAAAGUAUAUUAUUUAUUUGACAAUACCUCCAUAUUGCAUAUGUUAUGGACCACUGAGGUUUUUUUUAGAAUAAAGUAUCUGUACUCUCUGUAAUUUAGAGGCAACAUUUUGAAAGAGAAAAAACAGAAAAAAAGAGCUUGUCAAAAAAAAAAAAUUGUAAGUUUGUAAACAAUGAAAAGUUAGUGUAGUUGCAGUUCUUGUAUUUUGCACCAAUGCCAGAGACAAACAUUUGCGUGCAAGACCUACACAUGUCUAUUUAUAUGAUAUUUCUGGGCUUUAUUAGGUAUGUUAGGUAGAAACAUUUAUGUUAAAUAUUGUAUUAUCUACUAUUGAUGAUUGGUGGUCCCUUUUUGGAUACUAAACAAUGUUUUGAUAUUUUUAGGGUUUGCACAUAAAGUUGUAAGUUGUAACUUUUUCGAUAGCAUCUCAAUAUUGAAAUAAAAAUGCGUCCU
This is a messenger RNA of Pocillopora meandrina, 3767 nucleotides long. Lineage: Eukaryota; Metazoa; Cnidaria; Anthozoa; Scleractinia; Pocilloporidae. The record is from the annotation of a GenBank genome assembly.